This is a messenger RNA of Myotis myotis, 2138 nucleotides long. It is a transcript of the gene CLDN17, whose product is annotated as claudin 17. Gene Ontology annotation, biological process: bicellular tight junction assembly; cell adhesion. The transcript has a single exon. Lineage: Eukaryota; Metazoa; Chordata; Mammalia; Chiroptera; Vespertilionidae. Gene Ontology annotation, cellular component: plasma membrane; bicellular tight junction. The record is from RefSeq and is a predicted model, not a curated record. Bases 1 to 675 code for a protein of 224 amino acids. Gene Ontology annotation, molecular function: structural molecule activity.
AUGGCCUUCUACCCGCUGCAGGUGGCGGGGCUGGUGCUGGGCGUCCUGGGCCUGGCCGGGGCUCUGGCCACCACCCUCCUGCCCCAGUGGCGCGUGUCCGCGUUCGUGGGCAGCAACAUCAUCGUCUUCGAGAGGAUCUGGGAAGGGCUGUGGAUGACCUGCGUGCGGCAGGCCCGGACCACCCUGCAGUGCAAGCUCUACAGCUCCCUGCUGGCCCUGCCCCCCGUGCUGGAGGCCGCCCGGGCCCUGAUGUGCGUGGCCGUGGCCCUCGCCCUCACGGCCCUGCUCGUGGGCAUCUGUGGCCUGAGGCAGGUCCAGUGCACGGGCUCCGACGAGAGGGCCAAGGCGUACCUCGUGGGGGCGUCCGGGGCCCUCCUCCUCCUCACGGGCCUCUUUGUCCUCAUCCCCGUGUCCUGGACGGCCCACAUCGUCAUCCGGGAUUUCCACGACCCCGCCGUCCACGUGGGGCAGAAGCGUGAGCUGGGGGCCGCGCUCUUCCUGGGCUGGGCCAGCACCGCCGUCCUCCUCGCGGGAGGGGCCCUGCUCUGUGGGUUCUGCUGCUGCAGCCGGAGGAAGCGAGGGCACCGGCCCCCGGCCCCCAGGCACCGCGUGCCUCACCGGGGGCCGCACGGGGACCCGGCCGUGCCCAGGAAGCCCUGCACCAGCUACGUCUAGGCCUGCGCGGCUCCAGCUGGAGGGGGGGCCGGGGGGCGGCCAGUGGGUUUGAUAAGGUCCUGCCGGGAACUGUAAGGACGUCGGGCGGAGGGCCCCCCUCACGGCUCCAUCCGAGCCGAGAUGGAGAGCGAAGGGCACACGGAGGGGCGGUCGCCUCCGGUGGGGACUGGACUCCGACCUCGCGCAGUGAGAGCGUUUCCCGCUGCUGGACUUGGUCUCUAUUCCCGUCUGUGUCGUCUACACGCAAGUAGGGCCCCAAUCGCAGGGAGGAGUGGACGCCCCGGGCUGGACAAUCAGUUAUCAUCACUAAGAAAGCGAACUGACAUCGCAUGCCUAAAGCCGAGCCACGAGGCGCCUAAAACACGCCGCGUCCCCUCCACGUGUCUCCCCCGACUCCCUCCACCCACAGCAACGCCCUCGCGCAGAACCAUCAGCCGGGAGAGGAACAGACAGGCAUUCGGGUUCUGAUGGAGUUUUUCAAGCUGUGGCCACGCCCGGCCCAGGGAAGUCUGUGUUCGUUCCUGGGGGACUCCAGGCGCAGCAGCGGGCACGUUAGGGGAAAAGGGGCUGUGACUCACCCUCGGGUGCGUAGGAUGAUUCUAGGGCAGUUAAUGUAUCCAGUUAGACUCGCUUAGAAUUACAGAAUCAAAAAACCCAUGUGUAAUUAAGAAAUAAUAUGCUUCCGUAACCUAUGAUUUUCACCUUAAGCAGACCUUCCUGUCUUUUUUUAAAUAUAUUUUUAUUGAUUUCAGAGGGAUAGAAACAUCAGUGAUGAGAGAAGAUCACUGAUCGGCUGCCUCCUGCACGACCCCCACUGGGGAUCCAGCCCUCAACCCGGGCCUGUGCCCCGACCGGGAAUCGAACCUGGGACCCUUCAGUCCGCGGGCCGAUGCUCCAUCCACCAAGCCCGCCGGCCGGGCCAGGCCUGUCAUCUGGAUGAGGCCUGGCCAUGGACGCAGCGAACACCGUUCUCCUCAUGGGGGAUGCGCCCCGAGCAGGGCCCUGGGGCCUGGAGGGGAAGGUCCAGUUCCUCGUUUGGUCCUUUAGUCACCGAACAGGCCGCCCCGCGGGGCGAAACCAAGUCUCGGGGUGAUGACUCAGGCCGGCCGGUCACGCACCCGCUCCCUCUCAGCUCCAGCAGGCACGCGGCCUGGCGAGGCCCUUGGUUCUGCGUGAAUGACACACACUGUGCUCUGUUCCCCGCCUCCGUGCGCAUGAGCCCGUGUCGGGGUGAGACGUGCAUGUUGGGGUGCGGCGGACGUGGGUGGAGGGGUUCGUGGGUCCCUUUGGAGUAGCUCCCCCGUGUGUGAGCCCAUCAGCAUUCCUCUCUCCCGUUCUGACCCUUCAGACAGUGUGUUUAUUUAGUAGAAAAAUGUGUUCCCUUUACUGCACCUCAUUGCAAUGACCAGACUGAAUGUAUUCACAGCGUGUCCAUCUGAUUAUAAUAAAACACGGCAGUCAUC